Messenger RNA from Haemorhous mexicanus (house finch), 921 nucleotides. Its product is annotated as transcription factor 4. Lineage: Eukaryota; Metazoa; Chordata; Aves; Passeriformes; Fringillidae. Gene Ontology annotation, cellular component: transcription regulator complex. Bases 237 to 542 code for a protein of 101 amino acids. Gene Ontology annotation, molecular function: RNA polymerase II cis-regulatory region sequence-specific DNA binding; protein dimerization activity; DNA-binding transcription factor activity, RNA polymerase II-specific. Gene Ontology annotation, biological process: regulation of transcription by RNA polymerase II. The transcript is spliced from 4 exons. The record is from RefSeq and is a predicted model, not a curated record.
AUUUUUUUUUAGGGAUUCCAGGGGCUCUGCAGGGGCAGAGCGUGUCCUCGGGCAGCUCGGAGAUCAAGUCGGACGACGAGGCCGACGAGAACCUGCAGGAGCCCAAAGUGGCCGAGGAGAAGAAGCUGGAAGAGGAGAAGAAGGAGAUCAAAUCCAUAACUAGGUCAAGGUCUAGCAAUAACGACGACGAGGACCUGACCCCGGAGCAGAAAGCCGAACGCGAGAAGGAACGUCGCAUGGCCAACAACGCUCGAGAACGUCUGCGCGUGAGGGACAUCAACGAGGCCUUCAAGGAGUUGGGCAGGAUGGUCCAACUCCACCUCAAGAGUGACAAACCUCAGACCAAGCUUCUCAUUCUCCACCAGGCCGUGGCCGUCAUCCUCAGCUUGGAGCAGCAGGUCCGAGAGCGUAACCUGAACCCCAAGGCGGCGUGCCUGAAGAGACGCGAGGAGGAGAAGGUGACCCAGGAGCCGCCGCCCUUGGCCUUGGCCGGAGGUCACCCGGCCAUGGGGGACGGUGGAAACCACAUGGGGCAGAUGUGAGAAGGUUUGGGCAACUCCUCCAGUUCCUUCUGCAUUUCCUGAAGAGAGAAAAAAGAAAAAAAGGAAAAUAAAAAAAAAAAUUCCAAUUUUUUUGUAAAAAUUUCACGACAAGUCUGAGUCAGACGCCUGAAAAUUCCCAUUAAAAAACAACAAAACAAAAAAAUUCCCUUGAAAAUUUCUCCCUAAAAAUUCCCAAAAUUCCCAAAAAAAAAAAAAAAAAAAAAAAAAAAUUGUGGAAAAAUUUUGGGAAUUUUGCGCUUCCACACUGUGGAUUUUGUGCCUAAAAAUGUUGAAUUUUGGUUUUUUUUUUUGGUUUAUUUUUGGUUUUUUUUUGGUUUUUUUAUUUGGAGAAAUAAAGUGAAAAACUGGGUAAAAAAAA